Molecule: messenger RNA, 1199 nt
Organism: Dryobates pubescens (Downy woodpecker)
Lineage: Eukaryota; Metazoa; Chordata; Aves; Piciformes; Picidae
Gene: OTC
Product: ornithine transcarbamylase
Exons: 10
Coding region: 1-1053 (350 amino acids)
Biological process (GO): L-citrulline biosynthetic process
Cellular component (GO): mitochondrion
Molecular function (GO): ornithine carbamoyltransferase activity; amino acid binding
Source: RefSeq, a predicted model, not a curated record
AUGAGGAGCUUCUUCAGCAUUGCAAAACUAACAGGGACCAGCAAGCAGCUGCUGCGACAGUUUGGGAAUGGGCCACCAGCUCAAAUGAAUGUUCAGCUAAAAGGUCGUGACCUCCUUACUCUACAGAAUUACACAGCAGAUGAGCUGGAGUAUUUGCUGUGGAUGGCCUCAGAUUUGAAACAAAGAAUAAAGCACAAAGGAGAGUAUUUGCCUUUGAUGCAAGGAAAGUCUUUGGCCAUGGUUUUUGAGAAGAGAAGCACAAGAACAAGAUUGUCUGCAGAAACAGGAUUUGCUCUUCUUGGGGGACACCCUUCUUUCCUUACAACACAAGACAUACAUUUGGGCACUAAUGAGAGUCUCACAGACACAGCAAGGGUGCUGUCCAGCAUGACAAAUGCAAUUUUGGCUCGAGUUUAUAAGCAUAGUGAUCUGCAUUUGAUGACAAAAGAAGCCACUAUCCCAGUCAUCAAUGGAUUGUCUGAUUUAUUCCAUCCUCUGCAGAUUUUAGCUGACUACCACACUCUUCAGGAGCAUUAUGGUGGGCUGAGUGGGCUCACUAUCGCCUGGAUUGGAGAUGGAAACAAUGUCCUGCACUCCAUCAUGACAAGUGCUGCAAAGCUGGGAAUGCACCUGCGUGUGGCAACUCCCAAGGGCUUUGAACCAGACCUCAGAAUAACUGAAAUAACUGAACAGCAUUGCAAAGAGUAUGGCACCAAGUUACUUCUCACCACAGACCCCUUAGAAGCUGCAGAAGGUGCCAACGUCCUGGUUACAGACACGUGGAUAAGUAUGGGACAAGAAGAGGAAAAGAAAGAAAGACUAAAAGCUUUUGAAGGUUAUCAGGUUACAAUGCAGACUGCAAAAGCUGCUGCUUCCAAUUGGACUUUUUUACAUUGCUUACCCAGAAAGCCUGAAGAAGUUGAUGAUGAAGUAUUUUAUUCUCCACAAUCACUGGUUUUCCAGGAGGCUGAAAACAGAAAAUGGACAUUAAUGGCUGUCAUGGUUUCCCUGCUGACAGAUUACUCACCACAGCUACAAAAGCCUACAUUUUGAUGCUUGGAUUCUUGCCAAGAGAAAAAUAUUCCUCAUCAGCAGAAUAUUCUGGCCUGCAAAUCCAUAGAUCUUGUGCAGAAAGGAUCAAGGCAAGGAAUGAUUCUUUAAUGAAACCAUAUAGAUAGCUGUGUGAUGCUGCACUGCGU